UUAUAAUCUCUUUGAACUAACGUGUUGAUCGAAAUCAACUUACAAUAACCUAUUCCUAGCACGUAUUUUACAGAGUAGAAAAAAUAACAUUGAAGUGAAAAAAAAAGUCCUCAAAUCAGAUUUGGCAAAGCAUUUGAUUCUUCGCCAAUUGCAACGAAGUCAGUAUGGUGUUCUUUAAGGGCAGCGUUUCUCUGCUUUCUCGUCUUCGUUCCCAGGCUACUCAAAACUCCAAUUCUGUGAGAUGGAUUCAGAUGCAGUCCUCUUCCCAUCUUGACCUUCAUUCUCAACUCGCGGAAUUGAUUCCCGAGCAACAGGAGCGUAUCAAGAAACUCAAGACGGAAUAUGGAAAAGUUCAAUUGGGAAAUAUUACUGUUGACAUGGUACUUGGUGGGAUGAGGGGAAUGACAGGAUUGCUUUGGGAAACCUCCUUACUUGACCCAGAUGAGGGAAUUCGCUUCCGGGGUCUCUCAAUUCCUGAAUGCCAAAAAGUGCUACCAGCAGCAAAGUCUGGUGGGGAACCUUUACCUGAGGGCCUACUUUGGCUUCUUUUAACUGGAAAGGUACCCAGCAAAGAGCAGGUUGAUGCUCUGUCAAAAGAAUUACGUGAUCGCGCCACUGUUCCAGAUUAUGUGUACAAGGCCAUUGAUGCUCUACCUGUGUCAGCUCAUCCCAUGACCCAAUUCACAUCUGGUGUUAUGGCUCUUCAGGUUCAAAGUGAAUUUUCGAAAGCAUAUGACAAAGGGCUUCACAAAUCAAAGUACUGGGAGCCAACUUAUGAGGAUUCUCUCAAUCUCAUUGCCCGUCUACCAAUAGUUGCUUCAUAUGUUUAUCGAAGGAUAUACAAAAAUGGGAAAUUUAUUUCCACGAAUGACUCUCUAGAUUAUGGUGCAAACUUUUCACACAUGUUGGGAUUUGAUAGCCCCCAGAUGCAUGAGCUUAUGAGGCUUUAUGUUACAAUCCACAGUGAUCAUGAAGGUGGGAAUGUCAGUGCCCAUACAGGCCACCUGGUUGCUAGUGCACUUUCGGAUCCUUAUCUUUCAUUUGCUGCUGCAUUGAAUGGUUUAGCUGGGCCUCUCCAUGGCUUGGCUAAUCAGGAAGUUCUACUUUGGAUCAAAUCUGUGGUUGAGGAGUGUGGGGAAAAUGUAACCAAAGAACAUCUCAAAGACUAUGUAUGGAAGACCCUAAAUAGUGGGAAGGUUGUUCCUGGAUUUGGUCAUGGAGUAUUACGUAAAACAGAUCCACGAUACACAUGCCAAAGGGAGUUUGCAUUGAAGCAUUUACCUGAUGAUCCUAUGUUCCAGCUGGUUUCAAAGCUAUAUGAAGUUGUGCCUCCAAUCCUUACGGAACUAGGCAAAGUUAAAAACCCCUGGCCCAAUGUUGACGCACACAGCGGUGUUCUGCUGAAUUAUUACGGUUUGACUGAAGCUAGGUUUUUCACUGUUCUUUUUGGCGUAUCGAGGAGUAUUGGCAUUUGUUCUCAGCUAAUAUGGGACCGAGCUCUUGGAUUGGCACUGGAGAGGCCAAAGAGUGUUACAAUGGAGUGGCUUGAGAAUUACUGUAAGAAGGCAGCUUCAUCCUAAAUGCUAUAUUUAAUUUAUUCUUAGUAAUAACUGCUCAGGAACGCGGGUUUUGCUAUGGACCAUUCCGCGGUGGUGUAAAGUUUGCGAGCUUCGCUUGUGCAGUCAAAAUAGCAUACCUUUUUUUAACCAUACCAUAUUGUUGAGUUUCUUUCACAUUUUUUUUUUUGAGUUUGUAACAAAGCUCAUGUCUGGUGGUAAUAAAAAGAAAUUACAGUGAGGGUGAAUUUAGUUGAAAAAGGAAAUAGUUUUAUACUUCAACCAUUGGAAAUAAAGACGUUUAUUGCUGUUUA
Mercurialis annua (annual mercury) is the source of this 1870-nucleotide messenger RNA. RefSeq names its product citrate synthase, mitochondrial. The transcript has 20 exons. Gene Ontology annotation, biological process: tricarboxylic acid cycle; citrate metabolic process; carbohydrate metabolic process. NCBI's taxonomy places the organism in Eukaryota, Viridiplantae, Streptophyta, Magnoliopsida, Malpighiales, Euphorbiaceae. Gene Ontology annotation, cellular component: mitochondrial matrix. The coding region runs from base 165 to 1580 and encodes 471 amino acids. The record is from RefSeq and is a predicted model, not a curated record.